AUUCGUGGAAAUUCUCGUGCGAGCGGUGGACACGGUCGCGAGUCGGUACGAAUCGAAAGGCAUCCCAAAGAGGCAGAGGCAGAAGCAGAGACAGACAGAGACGGAACAGAGAGAGGGAGAAUAAAAGUUACUCUGGUGAGCAGGACGAAAGCGCACGAAGAGGAACCGAACGCGCUCGAAGUAUCACGCCGGUCUUUCGAUUCGAUCGCGAAGCGAGAAGAUUCCUCCGUCUUUUCUCCUGCUCGAAGUUGACAAGAAAGAAUCGUCGAUCCUCUUCAUUAUUUUUCAUUGUUUUCGCGUUCGCAUAUCUUUUCUAGUCGUAGAGCCCUCUCGUAGAAUCAGUCUCGUUCGUCCUUAAACACUUUUCAAAUUCGCAACCCAGACGCGAUAUUUUCUUGGGAAAUUGCGAGAGCAGGCGAAGGUGGCGCGUUCGAUCUAGCAAAAGAACAGUGUAAAUCGACAAAACGAGCGGGAGCAAGUUGUACUCGGAUCUCAACUACGCGGAUCUUAAUUUCCGAUACAUCCGAUACCGUCCCUGUCGUCCGCGAUGGGUUCCAAGAACGAGUGGGACUAUUCGAUCCGAAACGGCCCCAGCACGUGGGUGGAGAAAUUCCCAAUGGCGGCGGGUUCGAGGCAAAGUCCGGUGAAUAUCGAAACCGACCGAGUAGAAUCCGACCACGAGGCUCUAAGUAGCAAACCUCUUCGUUGGAAAUAUCCUGCCACUGCCUCCCGGAAGUUGGUCAAUCCAGGAUAUUGUUGGAGAAUCGAUACCGAUGGCGAUGGGACUCUUUUGAGCGGUGGACCUCUCAUGGACGAUAUUUAUAAGCUCGAACAAUAUCAUUGCCAUUGGGGAUGUAGCGACUCGAGAGGUUCCGAGCAUACCGUUGAUGGUCAAGCUUUUGCUGGCGAGCUUCACUUGGUUCAUUGGAACACAAGCAAAUACAAGACAUUCGCGGAAGCUGCGAAAGCGUCGGAUGGUCUCGCGGUGUUGGGUGUUUUUCUCAAGGUUGGUAAAACCCACGAGGAAAUGGAUAAGAUCGCUCGUUUAUUGCCAUACGUGUCGCACAAGGACGAAGUUGUAGAAAUAGCGGAACUCAUUGACCCCAGCAAGUUACUUCCCGUGCGCGGUGGACGAGCCAGCACGCAGAGAUGCGCUAAUCCGUGCAUGCGUUGGGCCGACCGAAUCAUACGUCACGAGAACAAAUUGGAUUUUCAAGACGAUAACGGUUAUUGGACAUACUUGGGAUCGUUGACGACUCCACCAUUCAACGAGAGCGUCACUUGGAUUCUCUUCAAGAAAUACAUCGAGGUGUCUCAUCACCAACUCAACAUCUUUCGUAAUUUGCGAAAAUUCCCACGGGGAGAGGAAUGCCCUUGUCACGAGAAUCACGGGGCUGUGAUCAACAAUUUCCGUCCACCGCUGCCGCUAGGAAAUCGUGUGCUAAGAGAAUGCGGCAGCUUUUAAGCUUCUCUCUCUCUCUCUCUCUCUCUCUCUCUCUCUCCCCCUCCCUCUCUUCCUCUGUCCUCUAUUGCAAGAAGAUAGAAGAUUCGUCAAGUUUUGGAGCCGGAUUAGUCACUACUAACGAUCAUAAUGGAUGUUUGGGCUUCAAAUCGUUAACGGAGCUCUCCUUCGUAAUCUACGUAACUACGUGCCUUGUGCUACUCGAAAUUGGUUUUCUUUGAUCUCUACACGAGGCAAAAGUGUGUCGUUAAAAAUGAAAAACUGCGGAGAUAAGAAAAAUGACAAACAAAAAAAUAUUAUGUACGAGUGAUUUAUCGACGGUUUAUUUAGUAGAAGUUUUAAUGGAUUCUUUACAACUGUUAAAUAUUACAUACUUAAAAUAUCGUGACAUUUUUAGAUAUAACGAAAUAUAUAGAUAAAAAACUCGAAAAUGCUUUAGUUGCACUUUUGAGAAUAUAUGUGAACGGCACAGUGCUUCUUUAUAGUCAGUACUGAAGAAGUAAUACUUAUUGUUAGUCAUUGAGAAUAAUCGUGAUAAACUACUCUGUUCCAAGUGCAAUUAAUUAAAAUGAUUGCGUAUGGACGAUCAUUGUUGCAUAUUUGAUAAUAUUUGUGUUUGUGAGAUAGAAAGGAUACAUAGUUUAUAUAGCUCUGUGUAAAGUCUCAUAGGAUCGAUUUUAUCCUUUUUUUUUUUUUUUUCUAUCAUCAAUAGUGUUUAUGACGAUUUAAACUCGGUGAAACGUAAAAUGAUUUAAAUUUAACCAAAUUCAUUCUAUACUUUUUGUCAUACUAUUGUUAAUGUUCUCCGUUCAUUUUAUAACUUGUUUUAUUCUAUUUUUAUAGAAUAUCAUACAUAGUGUGAAAAAUAUCAACGCGAGAAUAGACAUCGAAAGAAAUCAUUGUUUCGAUCCUUCUAGUUAAAAAAUUUAAAAAAGAAACAGAAAGUGAAAAAAAUAUUCAGAAAUAUAAUCAAAUUCAAAUGUUUACAUAAAAUGUUAUUCAUCGUUGUUAAAUGUAAAUGAAUAGCGAUAUUUGAUAGAAAAAUAGUUAUAAUAUAUUUAUAAAGCAAAUGAACAUACUGUGUCGAUGUUUGUGAAGAUCGGAAGAUAACUUCUUAUGAGAAAACGAAGGAAAAUUUAAUGACGAAAAGAAAAAAUGAAAAAAAAAGAAAAAGAAAAAAAAAGAAAAAAAAAUGUUUAUUUUCUAGCCUCGACAACAAAUAAUGUUGAGCGUAUAUAAUGUGCCAUCUUUUAUUGGUAAUUACAUGCACGGUCUUACGAUCCACUUCAGAUGUUAAUAUUAUUAAUCUGUAAAAAUGUUAUUUUUCCAUAUAUUUCGUUUUAAUCUAUUUAACGAUACCAAUCGAUAUGAAUUCUUCGUAGAUCGAUUUGUAAAGUUUCGAUAUUGCUUUCUUCGACAAAAAUGGAAAAAAGCGAUUUUCUUUAACGACUAAUGAUUAGAGUGCAAUGUAGAUGUAGAUAUAUAUAUAUAUAUAUAUUUUUUUUUUUUUAUCAAGUACGCAACGUUUGAGCGGCGAUAUAAUAACGCAUCCUACAAAUUUGUGUUUUGAAUUUUCACAAAGAAGAAGAUUUGAAAUGCAAAUGGAUUCCUUUUAUCCGUCUUCUUAUACGUGUUAACAUUUAGUCCGUGCUUUGUUCGUUUGUUGCAUAUUGCAAUAAUUUCCAAAAUACGUCUAUAUCAUGACGUUCUUUAUUAUAUAUGCGUUCCUCCGCAAAGAACUUCGAUCUUAUCAUUAAGUCUUCUAUAUAUGAAAUUAUUCUGUAAGAAUAAUCUUUGUAAAAUCCAAUCCUCCUCUAUUUAUUAUGUUUGAAAAUUUGUUGAGCUUGUUCACAACCUGAACUUUCAUUAGUUUUUGUUGGAAAAGAAAACGAUAUACCGAUAUACCGAUCGAGUGGAGUAUUACAUUGUCAAACUUUCAUGAUAAAGUAGAACAACGAGAGUAAAACUUGGAUCUUACCGACGGAGAUAAACAAGUUCAAAUGUAACGUAGCGCACUCUACGAUAAGAGCUGCAAGUUGCUUGGUUUGUAAAAACAAUUUCGCAUAGAUGAAAUCAUUUAGAAAAGCCAGAGCAUAUAAUAAAAGAGUUUGAAAAAACAAGCGCCAAUAUGUGUGCCAUGAAAAUAUAGCAAAGUUGUAUCCGUUAUCAUAA
This is a messenger RNA of Vespula pensylvanica (western yellowjacket), 3634 nucleotides long. It is a transcript of the gene CAH1, whose product is annotated as carbonic anhydrase 2. Gene Ontology annotation, cellular component: cytoplasm. The record is from RefSeq and is a predicted model, not a curated record. Lineage: Eukaryota; Metazoa; Arthropoda; Insecta; Hymenoptera; Vespidae. Gene Ontology annotation, molecular function: carbonate dehydratase activity; zinc ion binding. Bases 548 to 1465 code for a protein of 305 amino acids. The transcript has 8 exons.